Phytophthora infestans T30-4 is the source of this 996-nucleotide messenger RNA. RefSeq names its product ATP-binding Cassette (ABC) Superfamily. The transcript is spliced from 2 exons. NCBI's taxonomy places the organism in Eukaryota, Oomycota, Peronosporomycetes, Peronosporales, Peronosporaceae. The coding region runs from base 1 to 996 and encodes 331 amino acids. The record is from RefSeq and is a predicted model, not a curated record.
AUGCAGCUAUUUGCCCCGCUCCUUGUAGCCUGUGCUUUCGUCUCCUCAGCGGUCGUAGCCAAAUCUGGCGAAGAAACGAAGUCCCUUGACGAACUCUACGCUGAUGCUGUCGUUGAAGGCGGCAACCUGGUCCUGUACCACGGAGGUGACACUCCUACGCAGCAAAACGGUCUACACGAAGCAUUCUCGCAGCGUUUCCCGAAAAUCAACUUUACUGUCAUCGUCGACUACAGCAAGUACCACGACACGCUUCAGGACUUCACUCGUUGGGCUAAGACGGGUAAUCUUCUCCGUUACAAACCCGCCAACUUUUCAAAGAUACCCGAUUCUCUUAAGGACAAGAACGGCGCGUGGCUUGCGUACACUAUUUUCACGUUUGGCUACAUCUUCAACUCGACUGCAAUCAACGGCGUUGCACCGCCUGCUACUCCAGCAGAUCUGACGAGCCCGCAGUGGGCUGGCAAGAUCGCUUCGUCGUACCCUCACGAUGACGAUGCCGUGCUUUUCCUUUACACUCGCUACGUCGAGAAGUACGGAUGGGAUUGGGUGGCUAGGAUGGCACAGCAGAACAUCAAGUUUAGCCGUGGAUCGAAUGUUGCGGGCGAGCUCGUCAGCUCUGGGGAGAAGUUGAUUGGUGUGGGCACUGGUGGGGGCGGCGCUCCGAUCGAGUUUGUGGGCGGCAACGGUACGGACUAUUUGAGCUGGGGUCAGCGUGUCGGUAUUCUGUCCAAGGCUAAGCACCCUGCUGCCGCCAAGCUGUUCAUGAACUGGGCUAUUUCACAGGAAGCCCCGACGACAGUGGUUUUCAACAGUGUACGAACGGACAUCAACGCUAACAAGCCUUGGAAUAUCCCCGAAGCGAAUAUGGCAGCUUUUCCGAAGUUCAUGGAGGAUCGCGCCAAGGUGGAGCAAUGGAAACAGACCUUUGCUCUGUACUUUGGCGAGGUGCAGGGAGAGCCCAGUCCUGGGGUCCUUGGACUUCACCCUGGUCUUUAA